UCCACUCACGGUGUGGUUCUUCGUUGCAGGGCCUGAUGACAACGUUGAUGAUGCCGAGCGAUUACGGAGUGGAGAUGUUCCUCGGGUCGUCCCCUGUGCUUACCUCGGGUUACCUAUCUACCCAGCCCUUUAUCCAUGACUUUCCCAGGCUGACUCCCCUCCAGGCAGCUCCCUUGCAGUCCACACCUGUCAGUCCAACCCAUUUCAAGCCACGCCCUUGCAUAACCUUUGGGGAAAACAACAGCCAGUCAUGUGGCUCCACCCUCAAUAAUACUGGUUACAUGAGUAAUUUUGAUAACGAGCUGUUCUCAACCACAUACAGUAGCAGUAACAACACCACCAACAAGAAUGGAGCCCAGCCUUGGUCUAGUGAAAGACGGUCGCCCCCCCCAAAAAGGAAAACCAGUUUGCCUUUGCUGCUGCCAAUUAAAUCCUGUCUAGUGGCUCGCCAGGAGGAGGAACAAGAGGAGGGUGCUAUCUCCCCAACGAGAUUAAAGAAAAAGGUUGUGUUUGCCGACACUCAAGGUCAUCCACUGAAGAUCCGCGUCCUCACUGAACGUCCAGACUGUCCACCAAAAUGGUCAGCGGACUUCGUUGAGCAUGUUCUGCAGGUGACUGGAGGUGCCAAGGCCGAAGCUGUAUGUGACCAGUGGGAGCUAGCGUUUGCUCAGCCAGCUUCAGACUAUCUGGGAAUGAAGGCACGAUUAGAAAAAGACAAUGUGACCUUGGAAAACGUCGUAAUCAAGGAAAUGGAAAACAGAGUACAAGGAACAGUGAAGGUAAUGCGAAACCUGUCCUUCCAUAAGAGUGUCAUUGUGAGAUACACGAUAAACAAUUGGAUUUCACAUGAUGAAAUAGAAGCGAGUUUUGUGCCCUCGCUCUCAGCCACAUGUUGCUUCUACAACCUCUACGAUACCUUCACAUUCAGCUUGCCCUUGCCUGGUUCUACUCAAGCAGACAAGGUAGAAUUCUGCAUCUGCUUCAAGAGUGAGCAAGGAGAGUUCUGGGACAACAACAAUAGCAAGAACUAUGUGAUAGUAUCGUUCAGACCCAAGACCACGCCACCGGAGUACAAACCCAAAGAUAUUUACGAUGUGACAUUAGAUUCCUGGACUGAGUUUGCUUCUUGGAAUCAUCUAGACAUCAAUGAUUCACCAUAUUGGUGAACCAGUAAAUGAGGGUUCGAGAUGAAACAAUAUUCGAACCCCCAUACCUACGUUACCUAGAUAACAGUGGUCUGGUGGUGCUACUUAUGUUAAUAAUGUUUUGUCGAUUUGUGCAUAAGCAAUGUUUCUUACGGUUCAUUAAAGCAGUGAUGUAGACCAUCCGUGUUUAUGCAUUUAUCGUUACACUACAUGAUGGGAGUGGCUCGGAAUUAGCGGCUAGAAAGAAUGAAUGGACGUGAAUUCGUAAAUUAAAUAGAAUGGUAGAGCACUAAGUGAGUGGUAUGGUGGUACCACUGUUCAUAGUCAUCACUGGAGCCACAGGGCUGGCCCACCACCCAGUGCAACAUAGGGCCAGCUCACCACCCAGUGCCACAUAGGGCAGACCCCCAUCAUCCAGAUAGCUAGCAAUCUUCUGGCGUGAAGAAAGAAUGGGUGCUACUUUGGUGGUGACCAGGUUCACCCUCCCUCAAAUCCACUUCAUCAGCGCCAUCCAGUCACAAUUCCGCCCACUGGGAGCACCAGCAUUGAAGUGGGCAUGCAUCAUGGGUUACUGAGAGUUUCCUCGGACCCCCAGGGACAAACCAUCAACAAACAAGACUGGGGAAGAUCUUGUCAUGCGGGACAGGAGUGAUGU
Cherax quadricarinatus is the source of this 1800-nucleotide messenger RNA. The record is from RefSeq and is a predicted model, not a curated record. NCBI's taxonomy places the organism in Eukaryota, Metazoa, Arthropoda, Malacostraca, Decapoda, Parastacidae.